AUGUAGUUCCUAGCGUCCAAAAAAAAGAAAAGAAAGUCCGCUCUCUGCGUCAUCACUCGGUCAUGUAGCUAGCUAGCAACACAUCGCAACAAGAGAAACGCACGACUUGUUUAGUCAGUUAGCUCGAUUCAAGCUAGCUCGACUCGCAUGGAUCCCCGGUGGAAGGUGUGUUGAGUCUCCUGAACCCAGUGUGUUGUUGUCGUCGUCGUCGCAGGGAUGGCGGGGGAGAGGAGCGGAGAGGACGUGGUCUCAGAGUACCUGGAGCAGAACCCGCAGCUGGCCCCGUGGCUCGACUCCCUGCGGGGCUACUGCGAGAGCAACAAGCAGUGGGUCGCUCGCAGGGAGUUCCUCCUCAGGAACAUGGAGACCGUCCCCACGGUGGAGCCCGGGGUCCCCAGCAGCAGCCUGGACCGGCUGCUCUCGCUGUCCAUGGUCUGGGCCAAUCACGUGUUCCUGGGCUGCAGCUAUCCUCAGGCCGUGAUGGAGAAGAUCCAGGAGAUGGGCGAGGGGAUCAUCGUUCAGGAUCCUCCGGUGCACAAGACGACGACAAAGGACGGAGUCAGAGGGAAGCGGGGCGCAGACGGCGACGCCGACGGCUGUGGGAAAAGAGCCAAGUGUGGCGCUAACGAGCUCGACGGGCGGACGUCCUCGUGGUCGGUGAGUCAGAAGGCGGGGCCUCACCCGCAGGCGCCGGCCGAGCACCAGCCCCUCUUCAACCGCCUCUACAAGACGGUGGCGUGGAAGCUGGUGUCGGCGGGCGGCUUCGGCCCCAACCUGGACCACUUUGAGAUCCUGCGCAGCUGCGCCGAGUCGUGCAAACAGACGCUGACCAGCGUGUUCGUGCCCCUGAAGGACAUCGCGGGCCUCCCCGCCGCACGCACGCAGAAGGAGGGCCACGUGUGCGAAAUCCGCUGUCAGACUGUCUACAUGGGCACUGGGUACGGGCGUGACGAGGCCGCCGCCCGGGCCAUGGCGUCCAAGGAGGCGCUGAAGGUUUUCCAGGGCCGAAAAGUGACAGUGAAGAUCUGCAGACGCAGGUACAAGGGGAAGGACGUGGACGAUCUGAUCCUGUUCGACGAGCAGCCUCGGAGUCAGGGCUUCCCGCCGGCACUUAGCUACCCGUUUGAGGACGAGCAGCCGGAGGAAAAGGAGGAGGGCUCGUCGUCGUAGAGACGACAGACAGACAGACAGACUGAGACUUGAUCUGCCCUGCCGGAGAAUCGGCACAGUGGCGUUUACUGACUGGAGCUACUAAAGGAAAUUCACGACCGUGUCGGCACCAGACUGUUAGGACAAGAAUCAUAAAGUCACACUUUACUACGGUGUCAAAAUACAGAUGGGAGCUCGUUCAGACAAACAUCACUCAGACUUAAAACCAGAAUCUUAAACUGUACUGACUCAAAUCAGUUUCAGUUUGACACUCAUUUUUUUUUCGUGCAUGUGCCAUCACACAAAAGUGAAAACAGCCACUGGAGAAAGAUAAACAAAAAAAAAGCUCAACAGGCAGUUUGAGUUCAAAUGACGGCAGCUUCAAAUAUCACAGGAGAACAUAUUACAUUAUAAUACCGAUACAACUAUUAUUGUCCCAAUGAAAGAAUCUGUGUUGGCCAGUGCCUCAUAUUUUGAGUAGUAGCGCGUCUAAUGUGUAUAUAUAAUUUUUUUUUCACACUCGUUUGUUCAUUCCAGUCGUUUUUUUGAUUUGGUGAUUUCACAAGUGUAACUGAUUUGCAGACACCCACAGUUAAUUUUUUAUUUAAAAAAACAAAAACAAAAUAUCACUUUGUUGCCUUUUUUAGUUUGUGCAGAUUUCCACCAGGAAACAAAAGUAUUGCGAACAACUCGUCUCUUAAACAGUUUCUAAACAAUGACGAACACAAACAUAGGGUUUGAGUAUUGUAGAAUCAAAACCAAAACUUUAAUUUUCUAAUAUUCUAGUUCCUUUAACUGUCAGUGACUGUUGGAUGUCAGAUAUGAAUAUGUUUUUCUAAUUAUGCCCACUAACCCUGACAUUCUUUAGGGUCGGAGUUGCGUCCUCGUUCCUUCACGACCCGCACUUUAACUGCAUCAGGCCUUAAACUUAGGAAGCAGAAGUUGAAAUAAAUAAAAAACUCCUCGGGACCUGGUUUGUGGUGCGACGGCGAUCCGGGUGGAUUAAUAAGUGCAGUAGCUCCGGGCCGCUUCAGUUUCUUUGAUUUAAAAACCGUUGCGAUCUGCCGAACAGUGACUCAAUCAAAGUAAUUCUGUUAUUGGAAGUUUGACUUUUUAUUUCACGGUAUAUUUGCAGAGUUUUCAGCUUUCGUGUUCCUCUCACACACUCGGCCAACUACAGUAUCCAUCAUACUGUAUGCUUUUGUUUUAUCUCCCCGUUUGAGUUCACCGAUUUAAAAAACAAAACAAAAGAAGACGCUUGUGUCGAGGAUGUUGGGGUUUGAACGUGGUGAAAAUCCAGCGUGUACAGUUGUGACGUGUUUGGAGGUAAAGUGCUGCUGUGAUGUGCGUUUUUUUUUUUUUUUUUUACAAUAUUUCUUUCCCCCUAAAGUUCCCGUCUCAGUGGAAGUUGAACAGGUUGCCGUUGAAGUGUGAAGUAUCUACACUGUUCCAUGUGGUUGUACGUUUUCACCAGUGGUCCUGUUUCUAUAUAUUUUUUAAAUAAACAUAAUUUAAGAAAAA
Molecule: messenger RNA, 2670 nt
Organism: Scophthalmus maximus (turbot)
Lineage: Eukaryota; Metazoa; Chordata; Actinopteri; Pleuronectiformes; Scophthalmidae
Product: CDKN2A interacting protein
Exons: 4
Coding region: 217-1170 (317 amino acids)
Cellular component (GO): nucleolus; nucleoplasm
Source: RefSeq, a predicted model, not a curated record